This is a messenger RNA of Erigeron canadensis, 1342 nucleotides long. RefSeq names its product protein CHROMOSOME TRANSMISSION FIDELITY 7. The transcript is spliced from 6 exons. The record is from RefSeq and is a predicted model, not a curated record. Gene Ontology annotation, biological process: mitotic sister chromatid cohesion. Gene Ontology annotation, molecular function: protein-lysine-acetyltransferase activity. The coding region runs from base 121 to 1233 and encodes 370 amino acids. Gene Ontology annotation, cellular component: chromatin; nucleus. NCBI's taxonomy places the organism in Eukaryota, Viridiplantae, Streptophyta, Magnoliopsida, Asterales, Asteraceae.
UAAACCCUACCCCCCUUUUCCCCUCCCCAAACACAACAACCACGCAUCAUCUAUCAAAUCGUAACUACAUUCAGUAAUUUUUUAAUUAAAUAUAUAUUUCUUAUGAAUCAAUAGUUAUAAAUGCAAUCCAAGAUUAAUUCGUUCUUCAAACCCUGUUCUACUUCUUCUUUUUCGGCCUCACGAAAGAAAUCCGUAGAUUUGCCGGAUCUUUUCGCCCAUAAUUUACCUCCUGCUGAUGAUGAUGUUGAAAAAGAAGAAGAAGAUUUCAGUAGAGAACCCGAAGUUCCGAUUUUAUACACCCGACGAGCUCCAGACACUUAUAGGGAUGAUAAUGACGGUGCAGUUGAACGGGGUGAUGAAACCAAACUCGAUUUUGGACAACAGUCAGUGGUAGCAGAUUCUAACAGGGUUUUAAACAAGAAAAGAAAGUAUGCACAGUUUCAUUUGGAUUUGGGUCAAUCUGAUUUUAUGUUUCGUGAUUGUAAAACUUGUGGAUUCAAGUUUGUGCCUGGAGACGAAGAAGAUGGCAAGCUUCACAAAGAAUUUCACAAGAAUUACACUCAUGGUAUCCGAUUGAAGGGUUGGCGUAAUGAAAGACUUGUCAAUACGGACUCAUUAGAAAGCGGACGUGUGAUUUUGGUAUUGAAUGAUGAUCCCCCUGCUCAUGUUAACAAGGUUCAGGAGGUUAUCAAGAUGAUGGAAAUGGAGCUUGGUGAUGGAUGGAUUUUCCAUAAACACUGCAAGGUUUAUCUUUUUAUAUCUUCCCAGAGGGUUGCCGGCUGUCUAGUUGCUGAGCCAAUAAAGAAAGCUUAUCGGCUAGUUACCAACUCAAAUGCCAAGUCUGAUGUAACAACCAUCGCUAGAAGGGAUGGAAAAUUGACUUCAACUACCCUCCAAUUCGGGGGUAUUAGUUUCCAUAGAGAAAUUUUGAGAACAAAACUGUCAUCUGAAAGUGAAAAUAAAUCUGAUGAUGCCCUCCUUGGAGCUAUUAUUUGCGAAAAAGAUGCAGUGCCUGCUCUCUGUGGCAUUCGUGCAAUAUGGGUCACACCCUCCAACAGAAGAAAGCAUGUUGCCACUCAUCUACUUGAGGCCACAAGGAAAAGUUUCUGCUCGGGAUUGGUCCUUGAACAAUCUCAGUUAGCAUUCUCUCAGCCAACGAAUGCCGGGAAGUUAUUAGCAUCCAGUUACACCAAGAAUGAAUCUUUCUUGGUCUACACAACUAAUUCAUUGUAAGCCAUUAACUUUCCAAGUUUUGAAUUCAUGACUCUUAAUUAUAUCAAAUUAUAAAAAAACCUGUUUUAGUUAUAAUAUAUUGAUGAUGUGAUGAUCAUUUAUUGAUAAA